Babesia microti strain RI is the source of this 879-nucleotide messenger RNA. Its product is annotated as U1 small nuclear ribonucleoprotein 70kDa. Lineage: Eukaryota; Apicomplexa; Aconoidasida; Piroplasmida; Babesiidae. The record is from RefSeq and is a predicted model, not a curated record. The coding region runs from base 1 to 879 and encodes 292 amino acids. Gene Ontology annotation, molecular function: oxidoreductase activity. The transcript is spliced from 5 exons.
AUGAACAAUAUAGACUAUGCAAUCUACAGCUCCAAAGAAAUACAAAGUUCAACACAAGCUAUUUACACUGAUGGACCUUGUAACUUUACUAUUGUAGACCGCAAAUACAUCACCCCCACUGUUUUCAUACUCAUCCUUAAGGAUAACAACAACACUCCAUUUACUGGCGUUGAAUUAGGUGGACAUUUAAGAUUUUUUAUACCACCAGCCCCUAGAAGUGUUGAAAAUCAGUGGAAUGGAGCAAAUGACAUCGAGUCUAGGGAACUGAUUAAGAGAGUUUACACACCAAUUUUUGUAGACCCUCAAAAUAAACUUUUGCAUUUUGCCAUAAGAGUGUAUGAACCUUGCGAAGAAUUUUGUGACGGAGGCAAAUGCUCUCGUUCAUUAGCUAAUCUUCCACUUAAUUCUGAGGUUUCCUGUCAAGUAGUACCAGGAAAGCUCCACUAUAAGACACCCUCUCAAUUCGCUUUUCAAAGCAGCAUUUUCACCGUAAAAAAGGUUGCAUUUAUCGCCGGGGGUACGGGAAUUACUUUGUUUUAUCGUAUUAUAUCAAAUAUUAUACAUAACCCUUCUGAUAAUACCGAAAUCAUUCUGCUUUUUUCUGUAAGAAAUAUUGAUGAAAUCAUUCUACACCAGGCACUGGAACAAUUUGAUUCGCCGCUCUUAUUCAAAAAAUAUUUCAUAACUAAACCUGCAGUUACGGCUGAUUAUAUAAAUAGUGGCACUAUAGUCUCUGGUUUUAUCAAUAAGGAAAUACUUACUACAAAAGUCAAGGACUGCUGUCACACAUUUAUUUGUGGCCCCAAACCCUUCAAUAAGUAUAUACAUGAACUGUUGAUCGAACUUGGCGUGGCAAAUGAUCGUAUCACUCCAAUUUAG